ACGUCAACUUCAUGUUCUACGCGCGCGCACAUCUGCGCGCAUCUUAAAGCAAUAUUAUGAUUUAUAUCUCAUUGAAUAUUUAUGUCUUAUUAUAUUAAUUAGUUGAUUGUGAAAUUUGUACUAUCUGACAGUGAAUUUCCUAUAUUAUAUUAUUUUACAUUAUAUUAUUAUAUAUAAAUAUGGCUUAGUAAAUGAUAAUUUAAAAGACAAUACAUGAAAGAUACUGUAAGAACAACAUUAAAUAAAUUUGGCAUGAGAAACACAAAACAAUCAGUGGGUAUUAAUAAUUUCAUUGUAUAAUUUAUUGACGAGUUAUCUGUCUCAUUCAUCAACCGGAUCUAACUUUUUAAUAUUCGCGUAUGUACUCCAAUAAGCAUAUAUCGCGAUAAUGGAAAAAUACUAUUAUUACGCAUUAACGUAAUUGUUCAAAAUGAUAUGGCAAAUUUAGCAGCGACGAGAGUAACAUUCAGUGCUGAUUCGCGUGGUGACGAUUAUGACUACCACGAUCCAACAAGCCUUGCGACCUCUUUUCAUUACGUGCUUUAUUAUUGGUUUAUAUGUCUACCCAUUAAAUAGUUCAGAAUCUCGGGUAAAAUGGGUUAUAUAUUUAAGCAUUCUAUAUUCUGCAACAGUGUGGCUCGUUUACGGUUAUCUUUGGUACUACAUUGUGAGCAUUUUUUCAUUGGAUACAAUAUUUCCUACCACCAUUUCAUUAAUUGUUAUAGAAAUCAACAUUAUUACGACAAUCACAUGUGCGAUUUUUAGCAUAUAUUAUAACAAGAGACUUCAAAUGUGUAUAAAGAAACUUAAUGCAGUGGAUGAUACUUUGAAAGAGCUAGGUAGUUCAAAUAUAUAUCGAAAAAUGCACAUAUGGUCAAAAGGAGUGAUAACAGGAUGGAUUGUGUACAGCUUUACCCUAAAUUUUAUUGACUCCUUAACGUGGCAGAUAUUGCUAAUAGAAAAAGCACCUAUAUGGAGAUUUUUUGUAGCUCAUAUAUACACUUAUUGUCUUCACGUUAAUACAUUUGUAGAUUCAGUAUUUAUCAUUUUCUUAUGGUACAUCGGCACAAGAUUUGAUGAAGUAAACAAGCAUAUGCAAAAUCUAUUGUUAAAGAAAGAGCAUUGGAAUACACGGAAGAAACCUACAAUUAUUGCUCAUCAAUAUACCCUGGGUACUAAUAAUGACAAGCGAGUAUUGUGGAGCUCAAUGCAUCUUCAUUUAGAACUAUGUCACAUUGCACGCGAAUGGAAUUUGAUAUUUGGAUUACAGAUGACUAUUGAAGCAGCAUCCUAUCCAUUAUCCGUAACAGCAUUAUCCUUAUACUUAUACAAAUUCCUAUCGGAUACACUCGAAUAUCGAAAGGGACUGUCAGCGCACCUUUGGCUUCGACUAAUUAACUGGACGUUUGUAAUUGUUGGAAAAAUGUAUAUUUUUAAUUACAUUUGUGAAAAUGUCAGUAUUAAGGCUAACAAAAUUGACAAAAUAGUUAAUGAAUUAUCUCUUCAAUAUCCUGACAGUUUGAGAGAGAUUCAUCAGUUUACUUUGCAAACAAUGCAUAACCCGUUAAAGUUUACUGGAAUGGGUUUCUUCGAGUUUGGUAACAAAUUCCUUAUAAAGUUCUGCACAACGAUUACAACAUACGUGAUCAUCAUGGUACAAAUGUCAAACACUUGAAGAUUUAUCUUACAAAUAAGAAGUCAAUCCUGCAUUUUGUAUUAAGCUUUAUAGCAUCCUAAAAGUCAAAAUAAUUAUUUGUAAUUCUAUAUCGCUUAAGCUAAUGUAAUAAUUGAUACACUUUGGAAAUGAUUUUACCAAUUAAUAAUGUUCUGUUUAUUGUGCUUAACAACAGCAGAAUAAAAAAUGCGAAAAUUGC
Vollenhovia emeryi is the source of this 1874-nucleotide messenger RNA. Its product is annotated as putative gustatory receptor 28b. The record is from RefSeq and is a predicted model, not a curated record. The transcript is spliced from 7 exons. Gene Ontology annotation, cellular component: neuronal cell body; dendrite; membrane. NCBI's taxonomy places the organism in Eukaryota, Metazoa, Arthropoda, Insecta, Hymenoptera, Formicidae. Gene Ontology annotation, biological process: sensory perception of taste. The coding region runs from base 494 to 1675 and encodes 393 amino acids.